Messenger RNA from Fusarium redolens, 312 nucleotides. RefSeq lists its product as uncharacterized. The record is from RefSeq and is a predicted model, not a curated record. The transcript has 3 exons. NCBI's taxonomy places the organism in Eukaryota, Fungi, Ascomycota, Sordariomycetes, Hypocreales, Nectriaceae. Bases 1 to 312 code for a protein of 103 amino acids.
AUGAAGGCUAUCUUCCUUUUCACCCCUGCUCUUCUCUCCUCCUCUGUCCUGGCUCAGUAUCCUGGAUCAACAUCUGUUGCACCUGUUGUUCCCGUCCCUCCUGUCGUCCCUACUGCCCCUCCGGUCGCCACUCCAACUGCACCCGUGACUAUUCCCACUACACCUGUUCCCACCCCACCUGUUCCCACUGCUGGUGCCAACUCACUCAACACCGGAAUCGCAUCUAUCGGACUGGCCUGGGCUUCCAUAAUGUUUUUGUUCGCUCUUAUAUCUUGGUCGGAUUUGAUCUCCAGUCGCCCGGAUGCACAAUGA